AUGCUGCAACUCUUCGCUGCCGACGACAAGUUCCCGGACGUUGUGGCGCAGCUAGAGACGCGCGGGUGGCGACGUCUCCCGUUCGUAGGCUGUCCCAAGUUCGACCUCAAAUGGACUAACUACUCCAAAGUUGCGUGGGGGCGUGUGACGUCCCAGCAGAUCGUUAAUCACCUGCAGAACUCCAUAAUCCUAUCACAAAAAGACCAACUCACCCAGUUGCUGUACGCGCGAGAAAAUGGAGAUCAGACCCAGGUAGAUCAUUACCUUCCCCGGACGUUCGAGCUGCGUCAGCCACUAGACCGAAGACUACUUAAGUUCUGGUUCUGCUACAGUCAAGCGGUCGGAGUGCUAAAAGAUAGUCUGAACGAGAGCGUGAAGGUUGAUGAAGCCCAAGUAGGAGCUGCAAUACAGUUGGCCAGGACUGUCAUUGCUAGUAAUAGUUUCUUAGAGUGCUGGAGGAAGGAGGAGGCAUUUAAUGGGGUGAUGCUAGGAGAUGCUACGGAGUGGCUGCGCCUUCUGUCGAUUGAUUUGGAAUUGGAAAAAGCCUCACUUCACUGCCAUAACAGACGAGCGGUUGAGGAGAUUUUGAGGGAGUUGGAGCGGAGAGAUCCACAAUUUCACGCGGUUGGGAGUGCUGACAGUAAUGUGUGGAUCUGCAAACCGUCAAAUCUGUCGCAAGGACGAGGGAUUGUAUUGUGCAAUUCCUUUAGAGAGAUAGAGGAGCUCGCGUCGUGUAGCAGUGGACAAGAUGGCCAAGAGAUGGGAGAGAAGAGGAAAUCGCAGACCAAAUGGAUCAUACAGAAGUACGUUGAGCGUCCAUUGCUGCUGCAAAAUGGUCGCAAGUUUGAUAUUCGUCAGUGGGUGCUGAUUACCAAGCUCUAUCCACAGCCGACGGUGUUCUGGUUCUACAAAAGCUACUUGCGCUUUUGCUCUCGUAGAUUUGCGCUGGCCCGGCAGCAUGAUCGAUUCGUGCACCUCAGCAAUUACUCAGUUCAGCAGUAUUUUGAGCCAGACAAAAUGGGCGACUUGGGUCAAAAAGACUCGGAGGCGGCUAACAAGGAUCCAUUUGAGCUCAUGUGGUCGUCAGAGAAGUUUCGGGAUACGCUGAGACAAGAACACGGAAGGGAUAUCUGGAAUGACACAAUCCUUCCCCAGAUGCAGAAUAUUGCACGGUUAACACUGGAAGCUGCACUGCCAAAGCUCAACGUUGUCGGGCGAGGUUUCGAGUGGCUUGGGUUCGACUUCCUCGUUGACGAAAACCAUCACGUAUGGCUACUAGAGGUGAACGUGAGUCCUGAUGUCAGUCACAGCACUACUGUCACCGCUGAACUGGUACCCAAGGCCACUGCAGACUUGUUCAACGUGAUUUUGGACCCAGAAACAUCUCGAUCUCCAGACAAUGGAUGGCUGCCAUUCUCACUACAAUCUCAUCAUUAAAAAGUGCCAACACAGUGCUGCAAACCUACGCGAUCCCUGCUCGCAACUCGUUUUGCAGAGUGCCAUUCUCAAGCCGUACACUCUCCAGAUCAGCCAA
Messenger RNA from Phytophthora nicotianae INRA-310, 1534 nucleotides. RefSeq lists its product as hypothetical. Lineage: Eukaryota; Oomycota; Peronosporomycetes; Peronosporales; Peronosporaceae. The transcript is spliced from 4 exons. The record is from RefSeq and is a predicted model, not a curated record. Gene Ontology annotation, molecular function: protein-glycine ligase activity, initiating. Gene Ontology annotation, biological process: protein polyglycylation. Bases 1 to 1437 code for a protein of 478 amino acids.